Molecule: messenger RNA, 1098 nt
Organism: Didymosphaeria variabile
Lineage: Eukaryota; Fungi; Ascomycota; Dothideomycetes; Pleosporales; Didymosphaeriaceae
Product: Lipase 5
Exons: 2
Coding region: 1-1098 (365 amino acids)
Biological process (GO): lipid metabolic process
Molecular function (GO): triacylglycerol lipase activity
Source: RefSeq, a predicted model, not a curated record
AUGUCAUUCGUAUCUGACACGUUACUCUCUGGUGGUGCACGACUGCAUAUAGGAAGAGGAGGACACCAAGGGAAGGAUGUUGGGGAGCAGUCAUGCCAGACCCAGCGCGGGCGGUUAGACCCUCUGAUUCGGCUCGUGAAAGAUCCAUUUGGUGUACUCGGCCGUGGCAGAGACGUAGACGAGAAUGCGCAGAAGGUCAAAGAUGAGGAACCUCGUAAGCAAUUGUUGUAUUUGCGCAUGCGAGACGCCGAAUCCUAUGAUGACUGGAAAGCCGCGGCCACCGAAUUGGACACACUCGAAGGCAACGAUGCCUGGAAAAUGGAAGACAAAUCGUCUGAAUACGAUGCUGAGCUCGUCAAGGUCCGCCUGGGUCAGCUCGACGAGGCUCGUCUCAAUUGCGACGUAAAGCGCAUGCUGUUCCUCGUCCGAACAACCCUCACACGCGGACUCGGUGGCAUGGGCGAUCUGCGCCUGUACAAGCAUUCACAUGUCGGCACGAAGAAACUCAUAGAGCGAUACAUCGACUCGGCAGUACAGACACUGGCAGCAAUCCCUGAAGUCGCGGCCAAGCAGGGUGACAAUUGCCCUGUCAAGCCCUACAAAGUCGCCGAAGAGCUCCUUCGCACCCGCCAAUCGUUCGGCCGAACAGCGCUUCUAUUGUCCGGUGGGGGUACAUUUGGAAUGAACCACAUUGGCGUAGUCAAGUGCUUAUGGGAAUUGCAACUUCUUCCACGGAUUAUAUCAGGCGCCUCUGCGGGGAGCAUUGUCUGCGCUGUCUUGUGCUCCAAGACCGAUGCUGAGAUCCCAAGCGUUUUGACCGACUUUUGCUAUGGAGAUUUGGACGUGUUCGAGAGAGCUGGUGCAGAAGAGGGUGUCAUUCAGAAAGUUUCGCGGUUCCUGAAGUAUGGGUCGUUAUUUGACAUUUCGCAUCUGCAGAGAGUCAUGAGGCAGAUGCUGGGCGACAUCACAUUUCAGGAAUCUUACAAUCGGACGCGAAGAAUUCUUAAUAUCACCGUGUCGAGCGCGAGCGUCUAUGAGCUCCCGAGGCUACUGAACUACGUUACGGCGCCGGAUGUCAUGAUUUGGUCUGCAGUGUAA